CGCUGCUUCCAACCGCCCCAUUGCCCCCCUCGCAAACUCGCCGUCUCGUUAGGCACAACCCAACUACAUAUACAUACAUAUAUUCUAGCACAACAUACUGUAUCUUGGUGAGCUCCUCGGCUCCUCUUGCAUACCGUCGCAAACAUGUUCUGGCCAUUCGCCGCCUCAAACAAGCAGAAAUCGCCCGCUUCCUCACGCGAAGUCCUCGAAGACUCCUUCUCCCAAACAGCCGCCCCCUACUCCCCACCCCCCACUGCUGACCCACAACAAGGCCUGCCCCCGCUACCACCCUCCCCAGCCCCGGACGCCUCGCAGUCUUCCGUUGUAGAUAGUCCAUAUGACCCGCGUCGCCUGUCCGUCAUCACAGGCGAUCGCCGAAGCGCCCAGUUUACACGCGUGGGAGGAUCAUCCCUCUCCGCAGACGCUGGUGAUGUGACGACGGAUACGCCGCCGCGUUCAAGCGCACCUGGAGACCGCCCGCAAUCCGCUGUCGAGCAAUACCCGCCUUCUCUCUCGGGAUUCUUUUUGGAGAUGCUAGGCGUGUCCUCACCCGCUGUCGGCGAUAGCACCGGCGGCCCGCAGACACCUGCUUCUGCACACUCUCAGCAGAACGAUCUGUCGGAUGCGUUCAAUGAGUUUGAAGGGCUGGAGGAACCCGCGUUGAAGAAAGAAGAUGUGGACCGAAAUCCGGUGGAGGCGGCGUCAACUCCCGCGCGACCGAUAUCAGUCCCGUCACCAAAGAGCAGCAAACACAAACAACCCCCGAUCCUGAUACCCGCCUCAGUCACCAGAAUCUCCAGCUACCCACCCCCAACGGAACCGAUAACAAUCUCCCAAUCCGCCCCGCACGACUCGGCAAAAGACUCCAUUUCAACAAACACAUCACCGCCGCAGGACGAUAUCAUCACAGAUGUGCGGUUAUCCCUCGACUCGCUGCUCACGCGCGGGAAAUCCGCCCUCUCGGCUAUCUCUGCAGCCGUGUCGGCCUCCAAUGAGAGUGUCGGGGAACAGGAGACACCGAGUGUGCUGUCGCCGUUUGAUGUGUCUGCGAGACGCCCGGUGGUGUUGAAGGGACGGAAAGAGGAUACGGAGGUGGUCUUGGAGGAGAGUACCGCCGAGCAGAUCCGCCCCCACCUCCCCCCACUUCUCCGCGAAUCCUCCGCCUGGACACUCACCUACAGCAUGGAUCAGCACGGCAUCUCCCUCAACACCCUCUACACCCAAUGCGAAGGCAAAGGCCCCUCACUCCUAUGCAUCAAAGACAGCGCCGGCAACGUGUUUGGCGCGUUCGGGAGCGACGCGUUCGCGGUGCAGGCUGCCUAUUAUGGGACGGGGAGUUGCUUCCUGUGGAAGAAAACACACACUGGCACCGUCUCAGCCUUCCACGCAACCGGCAAAAACGAGUACCUCAUCCUCUCCGAACCGCAUUUCAUCGCUCUCGGCGGCGGGGAAGGCCAUUUCGGCCUCUGGAUCGACGACCAGCUGUACAACGGGCACUCGGGCCCGUGUCAGACGUUUGCGAAUGAGCGCUUGAGCGAGACGAGCGAGUUUGAGGUUGUUGGAUUGGAGGUUUGGGGGUUUCAGAUUUGAUGAAUGGGGAGGGGUAGGGGGUGAGGAGAGAAGGGUAGGUUUUUGGCUGUUUUUUUUUUUUUUGGAAAGGGGGAAGGAAGGAGGUCGCGCAGGCGCUUGAGAAGAAGUGGGAAUAGGAGGGUUGAUGUUGCAACAUGUUUUGCACGGCCCCUGCCGCGAAAACAUGGGAA
Molecule: messenger RNA, 1760 nt
Organism: Fimicolochytrium jonesii
Lineage: Eukaryota; Fungi; Chytridiomycota; Chytridiomycetes; Spizellomycetales; Powellomycetaceae
Product: TLD-domain-containing protein
Exons: 4
Coding region: 145-1590 (481 amino acids)
Biological process (GO): response to oxidative stress
Cellular component (GO): nucleus
Source: RefSeq, a predicted model, not a curated record